CGGAUGCCUUUUUGCCAAUCAACACAUGUCAGCUCGCAGUAAAAUCACUGACAGUGGUUGUCUGCUUUAAUUUUGGUCUGUGACAGGGAAGUAUGUUGGGGCUCAGUCUGCGGGAGGUUGCUGCCUCUCUGAGACAGAGACAAGUGAGCCCAACUGAACUUUGCCAGAAAUGUCUUUCAUUUAUUAAAGAAACUUCAUUCCUUAACGCCUAUAUAACUGUAACUGAAGAUACUGCACUGAAGCAAGCCGCUGCAGCAGAUCAGAGAUUUAAAGCAGGGCAACCUCUGGGGGAGUUAGAUGGAAUUCCUAUUGCAAUUAAGGAUAACUUUAGUACUCAAGGCAUUGAAACAACAUGUGCAUCAAGAAUGUUAAAAGGCUACAUUCCCCCUUAUAAUGCGACUGUUGUACAGAAAUUUUUAGACCAAGGAGCUGUACUUAUGGGAAAAACAAAUCUAGAUGAGUUUGCCAUGGGAUCUGGGAGCACUGAUAGUAUAUUUGGACCUGUGAAAAACCCAUGGAGCUAUGCAAAGCAUUACAGGGAAAAAAGAAGAGCAAGUCAUCCUGUUAUAAAUGAGGAUUCUGAUUGGGUAAUAACCGGCGGAAGUUCUGGGGGCAGUGCUGCUGCAGUAUCGUCAGGAACCUGCUAUGUGGCAAUAGGAUCUGAUACAGGAGGUUCUACCCGAAACCCAGCUUCUCACUGUGGAAUUGUGGGCUUGAAGCCUACUUAUGGUCUAGUUUCUCGCCAUGGCUUGAUACCGCUGGUGAACUCUAUGGAUGUGCCAGGUAUCCUAACCAGAUGUGUGGAUGAUGCUGCAACUGUAUUAGGUGUUCUUGGUGGUCAUGAUCCAGAUGAUUCCACUACAGUCCAGGAUCCUUUUGCGCCAUUCCAGCUACCUGAUAUUACAGACAUGAGCAAGCUGUGUAUAGGGAUACCAAAGGAAUACCAUGCUCCUGGACUAUGUACAGAAACUCUGUUACUUUGGUCAAAGACAGCAGACUUGUUUGAAAAUGCUGGAGCGAAGGUUGUUGAGGUUUCACUGCCACAUACACCCUACUCUAUUGUGUGCUAUCAUGUUCUGUGCACAGCAGAAGUAGCAUCAAAUAUGGCUCGCUUUGAUGGUCUAGAAUAUGGGCACCGGUCAGAUAUAAAUGACUCCACAGACGCUAUGUAUGCAGCAACAAGAAGAGAAGGAUUCAACGAUGUUGUGAGAGGAAGAAUAUUAUCUGGGAAUUUCUUUCUACUCAAACAGAACUAUGAACAGUAUUUUCUAAAGGCUCAGAAAGUGCGUCGUUUAAUAGCUGAUGACUUUGUGAAGGUUUUCAGUUCUGGCGUUCAGGUGUUGCUAACUCCGACCACUCUGGGAGAUGCAGCUCCUUAUUGGCAAUUCAUCCAAGAAGAUAACCGAACUCGUAGUGCUCAGGAGGACGUAUUUACCCAGUGUGCCAACAUGGCAGGUCUUCCAGCAGUUACUGUUCCUGCUGGCCUUUCUAGCCAGGGAUUACCGAUUGGCCUCCAGUUCAUUGGGCAAGCCUUCUGUGAACAACAGCUACUCACAGUAGCCAAAUGGUUUGAAAAGCAAACAGACUUUUGUUCUUUAGAGUUUCAUAAAAUUCUAGAAGAUGCAAGCAAAACAAAGCAACCUAGUAAAUCUGCCUCUGUAUUGUAAAUUAUGUUUAAUUAAAUAUCUUGCUUUGUUUUUUAAAUAAAAAAUGGUUUGUCUUUACAGUAAAGUUGUCUUAUAGAUAUAUAAAUAAAAAAUAACAUUCUGUCACUUUUUAAAGUGCUUUAAACGUUUAAUAAAAGAGCAAUUCAGAAAUGGUCAUCAGGGGGUUAAAAGUACAAUGUAGAUUUACAUCCUCAUUUAGUUUUAUGUAAAUAUGUUUAAUCACAUGAAUUUUACUUUGCAAACUGAUAAAAAGAAUAUAGUAGGGAGAAAUCAAAUUAAACAUAUUUCAGCCAA
This is a messenger RNA of Bombina bombina (fire-bellied toad), 1961 nucleotides long. RefSeq names its product glutaminyl-tRNA amidotransferase subunit QRSL1 (gene QRSL1). The transcript has 11 exons. The coding region runs from base 93 to 1667 and encodes 524 amino acids. Gene Ontology annotation, cellular component: glutamyl-tRNA(Gln) amidotransferase complex; mitochondrion. Gene Ontology annotation, biological process: glutaminyl-tRNAGln biosynthesis via transamidation; mitochondrial translation. The record is from RefSeq and is a predicted model, not a curated record. Gene Ontology annotation, molecular function: glutaminyl-tRNA synthase (glutamine-hydrolyzing) activity. Lineage: Eukaryota; Metazoa; Chordata; Amphibia; Anura; Bombinatoridae.